UGGGUUGCAGUUUUCAAACGCAAAUGUGUCAAAAUUUAUAGGUUAUCCUAUUUGAUUGAUGAUGAUUAGAUUUUAGAAGCAUUUUACUCCACUAUUUCUUUACGGGUAUCGGUGUGGUGCACUUGGUGACAUUAUGGAAAAAUUUAAAUAUUUAAUGGAGCCCGAGUUGGUGGCGAAUAUUCAAAAAUAUUUCGGCGUAGAAAAAAUUCAGAAAAAUGAUAGGAGUAAUGCUGUGGAUAAUAUUCAAAAAUAUUUCGGCGUAGAAAAAAUUCAGAAAAAUGAUAGGAGUAAUGCUGUGGAUAAAAAGGAGUAUACAGUGAGGAAUAAAUUUUGGUAUUAUUUGUUUUGUUUUGGUACUGCACUGGGGGAUGAAUUAUUCUACUCAAGUUUUAUUCCUUUUUGGUUUUGGAAUGUUGAUGGAGCAGUUGGACGAAGAGUGGUAUUAGUAUGGGCAAUUAUAAUGUAUAUAGGACAAGGUAUAAAGGACCUAUUCCAAAUGCCUAGACCAGGCCCGCCUGUUGUUAGAUUGCAAAAUAAGUGGGCAAUGGAAUAUGGUAUGCCCUCCACACACGCAAUGGUAGGGGUGUCAAUACCAUUUUCAGUAUUAUUGUAUACCAUGGACAGGUAUCAGUACAAUUUUCCAUUAGGUUUAUUAAUUGCCAUUGUAUGGUGCUCUGUGAUUUGUGUUAGCAGACUUUAUUUGGGAAUGCACAGUGUUUUGGAUGUGAUAGUCGGAUUAUUUUUGGCCAUAUGUCUAAUGUUUCCAUUGGUGCCCAUAAUUGACCAUUUGGAUAAUUAUUUCUUGACCAGUCCCACUGCCCCUAUAUUACUACUGGUCUCUUCUAUACUUAUGAUAGUCUACUAUCCAAACAGUGGAAAAUGGACACCAACAAGAGGGGACACAACCAUGAUUCUUUCAGUAUGUGUAGGAAUCCAGAUUGGAGCCUGGCUUAACUACCAAACUGGAAAGAUGUCGGCAUCGGAACUGACUGCGCCAUACGCCAUAAUGUGGCCAUCGUACACGAUGCUAGGCAAUACACUACUACGUACUAUUAUAGGCUUUGCGUUCGUACUUUUGACAAGAACGGUUUGCAAAACCUUUACAUAUAACAUUAUAUGUGCCAUAUUGAGGGAGGAUGUUGAUAAUCUGAAAAAAUCCGAGAAUACUUUACAGAACAAACACAAAACUAUAGUCGAUUUGGGGUGUAAAUACGUAGCAUGCGCCGCAAUAGGUUUUAAUACUUUGUACCUUUUACCUCAACUGUUUAGAUUCAUGAGGAUUGAAAGGCCGACUUUCUUUACUGAAAUCUGAUAAUUUAGUCAUAUUAUGAAACAAUUGUUUUCAUAAGAUUUUUAUCUUCUCUCUUUUUAGAGCCAUUUUUAUUUUAACAGCAAAUCGGCAUGCCAAAUAUUAAUUUUAAACUUAAGACCACUUUUUAUCAAGAAAAACAUUUUUUAUUUGGAAAUUGGCAGAUAAUUUAUGUUAAUUUCUCUAGUUUUUUUAUGCUGUCAAAUUUCGAAUAAAAAAACGUAUUUUAGACCUUAAAGUCGUUAUAGAGAGCUUUUGAUAAUGUUCAUAUCAAACAUAAGCAAUCGUCCAGUUUUUUAAUUUUAUAAAAUCUAUAUUAACUAUUAAGAUUAAAAGCACAAUUUGUGGUUUCAUAAUUUGGUUGACAUUAGAAUUAAUUCUUUUUGUUUCCAGUCACAACAAAUUUGUUGGUAAUAAGAUGCUAAAUUAAUUAUUACAUUUAAAUUUAUUCUGCACAAUUUAGCAAAAAUUUGCUUAAUAUAUUAAUUAUAUGAAAUAAAUUGUAAUCUUUAAAAAAAUGAGGUACUUAAAUAGGAAUUGUAAAUAGUAAAAAAGGCAAUAUGCAUAAUAAAGAACAUUUAUUAAAAAAAACAAUAAAAUGUACAAAUUCAGAUCCUUAAACUUAAAAUAUUAUUUUAUAAUUUUAAAGUGCACUAAAUUCUAAUAAAAACGAAUUGUGCUGUAAUGCCUUAAUAAUUUUAUCCACCCACUAAGGGCAUUGUUACUGUUAAUACCUGAAAAUAAAUUAUUUAAAUAAAAAUUAUUUUUUAAUAAUUUUAUACCUUGGAAGCCUUUUCAAAUGUAGAUGUACAACUUUCUCGCCGGACUACAUAUGGGACGAAAAUGUCCAAGAAGUAACCUUUCGCUGUGGAUUCCAAUAAAAUACGGUCUUCACCAAUGUCCAGUGUAAGUUCGCUAACUGACACCUAAAAAUAUUUUUUUCGUGAAAAAAGUAAUAAUUAAUUUUACUUUUUUUUACCAAAUUUGGCAGCCUGAACUCGCCAAUCAAGCAAUUUUGCCCGCCCUUUUUCUUAUAAAGUCUAUACUCGGGCUCCUUGACUUUAUUCUCAGCACUGGAUAUGGUUUCAAUCAAUACUUUUUUCUUUGGUUCCUCAGUCCUACCCGUAAUUUUAUCCAAAACGGACUUAUUACUUUCCGCCUGUUUUCCCAUUUUCUCGUCGAUUUCCCUCUGUUCAAUUCUGUGGCUUUGCAGAAUUCCAAAAGCUCUUUUGUUGCGCAGAAUUAUUUUUUCGUCCACGCAGACCAACCCGUAUUUGUGUUCAAAAAAUAA
Brassicogethes aeneus is the source of this 2600-nucleotide messenger RNA. Lineage: Eukaryota; Metazoa; Arthropoda; Insecta; Coleoptera; Nitidulidae. The record is from the annotation of a GenBank genome assembly.